UCUUAAUAAUUUAAUUUGCAGUGCACUUUCAGAAGUGCCAAUGUCAAAAGCAAUUGCUGGGGUUCGUGUUGGUCUUGUUGGUGAUAAGUAUAUAGUAAAUCCUACUACCAAGGAGAUGGAACACUCUGAAUUGGACCUCUUGCUAGCUGGCACAGAUAGUGCAAUACUGAUGAUAGAGGGAUAUAGCAAUUUUAUUCCAGAAGAAAAGUUACUCAGGGCUGUCGAAGUUGGUCAGGAUGCAGUCCGAGCAAUCUGUAAUGAAGUAGAAGUUUUGGUUAAGAAGUGUGGGAAGCCAAAGAUGUUGGAUGCCAUCAAGCUACCUCCUCCUGAACUUUAUGAACAUGUUGAAGAAAUUGCAGGUGAUGAGAUAGUAAAAGUUCUUCAAAUUAGAAACAAAAUACCCAGAAGAAAAGCCCUUUCAUCAUUAGAAGAAAAGGUUCUGAAUAUACUCACAGAAAAUGGGUUUGUCUCAAAUGACUCAAAACUGAGGAGUAGUUCUGAGACGAUUGCAGAGGUUCUUGAGGAUGAGGAUGAAGAUGAGGAAGUAAUUGUUGAUGGUGAAGUUGACGAAGGUGAUGUUCAUAUAAAGCCUACUUCACACAAACCGGCACUUUUAUUUUCUGAGGUAGAUGUCAAGUUGGUAUUUAAGGAAGUGACAUCCAAAUUUUGGAGGAAGCGCAUAGUAGAGGGGGGAAAGAGGAGUGAUGGGCGAACACCUGCUGAAAUACGUCCAAUCAACUCUAGAUGUGGCCUAUUACCUAGAGCACAUGGAAGUGCUCUUUUUACAAGAGGCGAAACACAGUCACUGGCCGUUGUUACACUGGGGGAUAAACAAAUGGCACAAAGAAUAGAUGGACUUGAUGGUGAUGAUGAAUUAAAGAGGUUCUAUUUACAGUAUUCAUUUCCUCCUUCAAGUGUUGGGGAAGUUGGCCGGAUUGGUGCCCCAAGCAGAAGAGAAAUUGGUCAUGGGAUGCUUGCCGAGAGAUCCCUUGAACGAAUUUUACCUUCUGAAAAUGAUUUCCCUUACACUAUACGUGUUGAGAGUACUAUCACAGAAAGUAAUGGCUCUUCAAGCAUGGCUUCUGUUUGUGGAGGUUGCUUAGCAUUGCAAGAUGCUGGGGUUCCUAUCAAGUGUUCUAUUGCUGGAAUUGCAAUGGGUUUGGUAUUGGACACCAAGGAAUUUGGUGGAGAUGGAACUCCGCUUAUUCUGUCUGACAUAGUUGGAUCUGAAGAUGCAUCUGGAGAUAUGGAUUUCAAGGUUGCUGGAAAUGAAGAUGGCAUAACAGCAUUUCAAAUGGACAUUAAGGUGGGUGGAAUCACUUUACCCAUAAUGAGAAAGGCCCUCCAACAAGCAAGAGAUGGCAGGAAGCAUAUACUUGAAGCAAUGACGAGUUGCUCACCUCCUCCGGCAAAUAGGCUUUCCAAAUAUGCUCCUCUGAUACACAUUAUGAAGGUAAAACCGGAUAGAGUAAAUCUUAUAAUUGGUUCUGGUGGGAAAAAAAUCAAGAGCAUUAUUGAGGAAUCUGGAGUAGAAGCUAUUGAUGCAGACGAUAAUGGCACUGUGAAAAUAUUUGCGAAAGAUUUGCCUAGUUUAGAGAGGUCUAAAGCUAUUAUUAGUAGUUUGGCGAUGGUUCCAACUAUCGGUGAUAUAUAUAGGAACUGUGAAAUCAAAUCGAUAGCUUCAUAUGGAGUUUUUGUAGAGAUAGCACCUGGCCGAGAGGGACUUUGUCAUAUCAGUGAACUGAGUUCAGGUUGGCUACCAAAGGCAGAGGAUGUGUUCAAGGUGGGAGAUCGCAUUGAUGUAAAGCUUAUAGAGAUCAAUGAAAAGGGCCAACUGCGCCUGAGUCACCGAGCACUGCUUCCUGAUACAAAUCAAGAUAACUCAAAUGUUAAACAGUCUACUGGUGAACUACCUGACGGCACAGAAACUUCAUCAAAAUCAUCCGAAAAGUCUAAGGACAACUCUAGCACUGCCAAAAUCACAUCCUCUUCUAAAAGGAGUUCAGAGGAUGAUGAUUCAGUACUUCCAUCUAAAAAGUUUGUCAGGAGAUUGGUCAACUCUUCCCAGGAUAACAAAGAGAAAACAAAGAAGAGUAGCAACAAAGCAGUUGGUAGUGUGUCUGUCAAAGAUGAAAGCAGUUUGAUUAGUGGAGAGGCGUAAAACUGAGCCAAUAUAUUUUCAAGUAAAGCAGAGACAAGUGAUGCUUUCUUGGAAAAAAAAUGGUUUCAUAUGCACACGAAGGCUGAUAUUGCAAGCUCUUAAAAACUAACAGUUGAAUGGUAUGAGCAACUUAUAUCAAUUCUCUGUAUAUUUUGUUGCAUUGAUAUACCUAUCUACAAAUGCCCCAACUGUCAAAUUUUUCCUAAAGGAACUUCUAUAUUGGUAACACUAUAAAUGAUAAAUAAGAGAAAAUUGCCUG
This is a messenger RNA of Vigna umbellata (rice bean), 2420 nucleotides long. The record is from RefSeq and is a predicted model, not a curated record. Lineage: Eukaryota; Viridiplantae; Streptophyta; Magnoliopsida; Fabales; Fabaceae.